GUCUCGCGGCUCCAGAGCUGACUGAACCGCCGACGGGAGCGGAGCUCGUGCGUGGCGCGAUUGUCUGCUUAAAACAAAGUGAGAAAAAGAGACGUAAGAAAGUAAACGAACAAAUAAUAAAUUAAAAAAAAGAAAGAACUAGCGGAUACCACGUCGAAAAAGAGCAGUCUGGAUGGGGUUUACCGUCUCCCCCGUUUGAAGGGUUUCCUCGCCGAGUUUCCAGAGCACGGAAGGUGGCUGCGUUGUGAUCGCGUUGUUGACCGGACUCGCGAAUGUUUUCUCCCAGUCAGGAGGAGCACUGUGCCCCGAACAAGGACCCUGUGACCUACGGGCAGCUCGUCGUGCUGGGGUACAACGGGUCCCUCCCGAAUGGAGACCGCGGCCGCAGGAAGAGUCGGUUCUCGCUCUACAAGAGAGCCAAGGCCAACGGGGUGAAACCCAGCACUGUGCACGUCAUCAACACACCCCAGGCCAGCAAGGCGGUGAACUGCAAGGGGCAGCACAGCGUCUCGUACACGCUGUCUCGCAAUCAGACGGUGGUGGUGGAGUACUGUCACGACAAGGAGACGGACAUGUUCCAGAUUGGCAGGUCGACUGAGAGCCCGAUUGACUUUGUUGUGACAGACACGGUGUCGGGGGGGGCGGGGGGCGAGGAGACCCCCGUCACUCAGAGCACAAUCUCGCGGUUCGCGUGCCGUGUGGUGUGUGAGCGCAGCCCCCCCUACACUGCCAGGAUCUACGCAGCGGGGUUCGACACGUCCAGGAACAUCUUCCUCGGGGAGAAGGCUGCCAAGUGGAAGAAUCCGGACGGUCACAUGGACGGGUUGACUACCAAUGGGGUGCUGGUGAUGCACCCGAGGGGCGGGUUCACUGAGGAGUCCAAGCCGGGGGUGUGGCGAGAGAUCUCUGUGUGUGGAGACGUGCACACCCUGCGAGAGACGCGGUCCGCACAGACACGGGGCAAACUGGUGGAGAGCGAGAGCAAUGUGCUGCAGGACGGCUCGCUGGUGGACCUCUGUGGGGCCACGCUGCUGUGGCGCACGGCGGACGGGCUCUUCCACACGCCCACGCUGAAGCACAUCGAGGCUCUGCGGCAGGAGAUGAACGCGGCCCGGCCGCAGUGCCCCGUGGGGCUCAACACCCUGGCCUUCCCCAGCAUGCAGCGCAGCCGCGACCUGACCGCGCUCGAGGACAAGCAGCCCUGGGUCUACCUCUCCUGCGGCCACGUGCACGGCUACCACAACUGGGGCCACCGCUCCGAGAGGGAGCCCAACGCCCUGCGGGAGUGCCCCAUGUGCCGGACUGUGGGCCCCUACGUGCCGCUGUGGCUCGGCUCUGAGCCUGCCUUCUACGUGGACUCUGGGGCCCCGACCCACGUCUUCGUGCCCUGCGGCCACGUGUGCUCGGAGAAGUCCGCCAAGUACUGGUCCGAAAUCCCCCUGCCCCACGGCACGCACGCCUUCCACGCAGCUUGCCCCUUCUGCGCCACACAGCUGGGGACCACGCAGGGCUGCGCGAAGCUCAUCUUCCAGGGACCCAUUGACUGAGGAGGGGGGGAGCAGUACUGUGAUGCUCCAGCUCCUCCGGAUCAUGUUUAUACUGGUGCGGUGCGGUGCGGGGAGGGGGGGGGGAGCAGUACUGUGACGCUCCAGCUCCUCCUGAUCUUGUUUAUAUUGUGGGAGGAGGGAUUGAUCAGGGUGACGUCAGUUGCUGCAGUGCUGGUUACGAAGCAACCCUUCACACAGCCUGACCCACUUUUUUUUUUUUUUGCUGUUAUUAUCCUGGAUGUAGCCGGUCAGAGUUGUUUUUUUAAAUUAUUUUGUAUUAUCCUGGAUGAACUUGCGGCAGAUCUGAGUUGUUGAUGCAACUAGGUAGCAAAUAGGAUCUUCAAAUUGUUUUGUCUUUUAAUCUGUUUGAGAUUUGCUAUCCACCCCUUGUGUAUCUCCACUGAAGCCACUGGGGGUGAAUGAGUGGGGCGGGGCGGGGCGGGUGGAUGAUGCCUAAAUGGCAAAAACAAAAUUGUGGUCCUUGUAGCCAGUGUGUCCAACUGUAAUGAGCAACGUGGCGUCACCUCUGAUUGAGUGAGUUUUUUCAAGUUUGGGUUUGGAGGGGUGGGGGGGCGGGAAGCUGGGACAGACUAAACCCACCCGGGACCUGGAAACUGAUUUGAAUGAGAGAAGCGUCUCCUGUUUUUACUGUAUAAACUGUAACCCAACACCCCUGAGCUGCUUCUGUGUGGAGUUUCUUAAAAUAAGACUCCCGCUGCAGAGCAGUUUGAUCCACUUCUGGAUUAAGAAGCCAUCAGGACCAGUGUUGGGCACCAGCCUAUAGUCACAUCUAGAGCACUGUGCCAUCUACUGGACAUGCAGGGUACUUCAGUGUCUGGAAUUGCAUUAUUUAUGAAAAGCAGGUUCCUUGACCUGUGGCUUCAGUCUGUCCCUGGGAACGAGGGUCAUUUUUACAGGAGCACAUUCAUAUUUAACGGAGGAAGGGGGCAGGGCACGGGAGUGGGAUGGGGAGGGUUUACAAACAAGAAAUUUCUUAAUUGUUUAAAAAUUUCACUGGACUGAUUCUUCUAAUGAGUAUUUUACUACACUGAGGCCCUUGUACAGUUUUAUAAUUUAAAUGAAGUUUAAUAUAUUAUCUCGUGUACGCCUGGGUGGGUGUGUGUGGGUGUGUAUAUGGAUAGAUGGCUUGUGUACAGGGUGGCUGUGAAGUCACUAAGACUGCUUUGCUCUGCUGCUGUGGGAAACCCUUCACUCCAGAGGAACCUGAGGGUCAGUAGACCAGUACUGGACUCUCCAUGCCUGCUUGGGAAUCUCCUUCUCAAUGCUCCUCCUGAUUCCGAUCUUACAAUACAGGCGCGUGGAGGCGAGGCAUUACAUAAGCACAGAGCUUGUGACGUCUUGACUGGAUCCAAUCUUUAGAAGCUGGAAUGAUGAUGCAUGCCAUUGCAGGAGCGGUGCAGAGCAGGGCAGUGUCUCUCAGAGCCUCCCCUGAGCUGGAGCUGCAGACACACACAUGCGCUGGGUGAUCGUACUCGAGGUGCAGAGCAGGACAGUGUCUCUCAGAGCCUCCCCUGAGCUGGAGCUGCAGACACACACACGCUCAGGCUAGCCUGUUAAACUCUCACUGCUGAUUUUCAUUUCUGGCUUCCAUCUGCAAGCUGUUGGGGUGUUUUUGUUUUUUGUUUUUUUCUUUAACGCUCCGUCUCCCUUCAGGGACAAAAGAAAGGCUUGUGGCUAAAUCGCGUCUCUUAUUUUUUUAAAUUUGUGGGAUAGUGCUGAGCUGUUUUGACCUUUUUUUAUGAGCAUGGAAAACAUGAACAGCCUGGCUCUCCUCGGAGUCUCUUCUCGAUCUAAUCAGACCAGUUGCUUUUCAGAUUUGACUGUGAGCGAAACGUGGCUGUCCUGGUGUGGGUGUCAGGGACUGACUGGUUCAGCUCACAGUGAGACCUGCGCUUCCAGGGGGAGCCUUAGUUCCAUGGUGGUAGAUAAUUGUGGUGGGGCACUUAGCCUGGGGCAAUGCUUGAGGACCAGGGGCAGCGGUAUUUCCAGAAGUACGUUAAAAGUAAAAAAAAUAUAUAUAUAUAUAAAAAUUCUGUUCAUGCACGAGACCCAUGAAACUGACCAGACUUGGUUAGUUCUGAGAAUGAACUGGAAAGUGUGUAAUCUGCAGCGCCCCUGUGCUUGUGUCCCCUUUUAAGUUUAUUUUAAGUGGCCCUUUUUUAUUUAAUUUGAAUUUUUUUUUUUUUUUUUUUUAAAAGCAUAGUUUAUCAUAAAAAGGAGUCCUUCGUAACAUAAAUGAUCACUGGUGCUAAAUUUAGAAGUACUGAUUUAUACUGAAACUUUUAUAGCGGCUCCCUGGUCUGCUUCAGAAGAGCUUUGCUCUGGUUCGAGGGCUCUGCUCCGGCGUGCUUGCUCUGGUUCGAGGGCUCUGCUCCGGCGUGCUUGCUCUGGUUCGAGGGCUCUGCUCCGGCGUGCUUGCUCUGGUUCGAGGGCUCUGCUCCGGCGUGCUUGCUCUGGUUCGAGGGCUCUGCUCCGGCGUGCUUGCUCUGGUUCGAGGGCUCUGCUCCGGCGUGCUUGCUCUGGUUCGAGGGCUCUGCUCCGGCGUGCUUGCUCUGGUUCGAGGGCUCUGCUCCGGCGUGCUUGCUCUGGUUCGAGGGCUCUGCUCCGGCGUGCUUGCUCUGGUUCGAGGGCUCUGCUCCGGCGUGCUUGCUCUGGUUCGAGGGCUCUGCUCCGGCGUGCUUGCUCUGGUUCGAGGGCUCUGCUCCGGCGUGCUUGCUCUGGUUCGAGGGCUCUGCUCCGGCGUGCUUGCUCUGGUUCGAGGGCUCUGCUUUUUUUUUUUUUCUGUCCUGAACACUCCUCUGUCCAGGAGCUCUGAAGCUGGUUUGUACUUUAACCUUUGUACGAGUGCUGGUGCACUCCAGAAAGCUUACUUUACUAAAUAAAAACAACCAAAUCAAA
Acipenser ruthenus (sterlet) is the source of this 4466-nucleotide messenger RNA. RefSeq names its product E3 ubiquitin-protein ligase pellino homolog 2. The transcript has 6 exons. Bases 273 to 1547 code for a protein of 424 amino acids. Lineage: Eukaryota; Metazoa; Chordata; Actinopteri; Acipenseriformes; Acipenseridae. Gene Ontology annotation, biological process: regulation of Toll signaling pathway; protein polyubiquitination. Gene Ontology annotation, molecular function: protein binding; ubiquitin protein ligase activity. The record is from RefSeq and is a predicted model, not a curated record.